Messenger RNA from Acanthochromis polyacanthus (spiny chromis), 4536 nucleotides. It is a transcript of the gene tmem200b, whose product is annotated as transmembrane protein 200B. Lineage: Eukaryota; Metazoa; Chordata; Actinopteri; Pomacentridae. The coding region runs from base 737 to 1993 and encodes 418 amino acids. The transcript has 2 exons. The record is from RefSeq and is a predicted model, not a curated record.
CCCAGUGCAAGAAAUAGUUUCAGCCCGACCACCCCUACUGAAACUGCGAGGCUCCCCCACUGACGCAGUUCUUGUCGUGUUGCUGCCUUGGUGCCUCCUUUAUUUUGAAAAGCAGAACGUGUAUCGUGAGGCGGCCAGUUGCUGCUCACUUUCCAGAGCUGCUCGAAGAAGCGGCCACGGAGCGGAGGGGCAGGGCUGCUCUGACCGUCCUCCCCAUCAGAGGAGCUCUCAGAGGACUUGUUCUUUUCCAGUCCUCUCACCUCGCUGCUGUGGACAUGCCAGUACAAGGCUCACCGGUUGGGCUGAGUAGCCUGAAACAUGGAGAAUGUUCAUCCCAAAUGAUCUGGAGGGUUUGUGUCUCUGAACUAUGAACAAGCUGCAACAGGAUCCAGGAUAUACAGGCAAGUUUUCAAAAGUGAGCGGCUAGUGAAUGACUGAAAUGGAAUCCUACAUUUGGACUUUUAGACAACACUCUGUUCAUUCAUCAGCAGCCAGUCCUCACUGCAGUCUCAACUCAUACUGCGAAUUGUGUCUCAGAGAUGAUAGUGUGUGGAGCUGGCGGGCUGCUUUGUGUUGUCGUAGAGGAAUGCAGCAGCUCGGUCAGACUGUCUGUCUGCAACCUCCAUACAGCAGAGAGACAGUCCGGCACGGCACGGCACGGCACUCCAUGUCUGUCCGUCGGUAAGUCCUCUGACAGGUUGUGACCAGCAACGAAAGCUCUCAAGUUAUCUGUGCCAUGAAGACCAAGAAGGCCAGAGGAGUUGCCCCAACUUCACCUUCAUUCCGACGAAAGCCUCGUUUCACCUUACGAGGGAGAAAGAAAAAGGACGGGGUUAUCCAAGGCAAGCUUCGCAUUCGCUCCCUGCCUGGAGUGUUCCUGGUGCUAGGAGUAGUCGUGGUUGUCGUCGGUACUGCUCUGGCUGUCGCGGGGUACUGGCCCUAUCGGAUAUCAAGAUCAGCCAUCCUGGGAGCUGCAGAGGGCGAAAGCAUCUCUGAAGCACAGACUUCUGGCUGGAGCUUGGGAGCUAAGGGCCUUCUUUCCACAGCCAGCCUCAUCCACAGUGACCGGAUGAAGCUGCUGGGACCAGUCAUCAUGGGGGUGGGACUUUUCAUCCUCAUAUGCGCCAACACUGUACUAUAUGAGAAUAGGGACAGAGAAACUCAGAUGCUGUUGGCUCAAAUGCGCAGUGUUAUCUGCUCUGUGUCUGCAGCUGUGCCCUCAGCAGACCUUAAAGAAAUAGCAGCAGCCAACUCAAUGGCCAAACACUACAAGUGGGUGAACAGUCUACCAGCUGCACAUCUCAAUAUCCUCUGUCUGCAGCAGCUGGCCAACUCCGAGCCCCUGCUCCAGACCAGACACACCAGAGACCAGGAGGACAGUAUGGAGGGCGUCUACCAGCAAGCUGUUCUCCAGACGGAAGCCCUUCAUCAUCAAGAGUCAGAGUGUCCACCUUCCCUGCACUCCUCCUGUUCUAACUCAUGUAAUUCCAGUCAGACAGACUUGAAUACACAGUUGAGUGCUGUAGGUGGUGGGAGAGCCAACUUCAACUCGGAGGCUCCACCACUUGUCAAGCUCAACGUCUCCCUGGUGUCUGCCAGCUCCAUGUCCACCCUGGGGCUGGAUGAGGUGGAUGUCCGUGCUGCCCAGCCAAGGCGCUGCCACAGUAUGAGUUACAGGACUAACCCUUACAUGGCCCAAACUGGUGUGAGGCUGGAGGAAGGACUUCUCACAUCAGGAGAGAAGGGUCAGGUAAGUCAGCUAGUAAUCACUAGCAGAGAGGGUGGUUCACAGGACUGCAUGAACAUUCCCGGGCAGGUUGCUGACACUGUCGAGGAGCAGACUCACCAAAGCUGGCCUCGGCUAGACCUGGGCAGCGGGAGACGAUAUCUGAAACUGGACAACAGAGAGGACUCGGUGGACAAACUGCUGGACCAGUUAGAGCAGCAGUGCUCUCAAUUUGACAAGAGUUUUGGGUCUGGGCCUUUCCAGUGAUGGCUGCUUUAGCUUCACAGCAUAGAGGAUACAAUGAUGACCAAGGAAUAAUAUUUUUCCUGGAUUCUAAAACUGCUUUGUGUUUGGACCAUUUGGAAUAUGAUAUUACUCCAGAAAGACCUUCCAAAACUUGGGCCCUUUCUCAAUCUUGAGUGGAAUAUUUAAGGACACAGGUUAUGGUCCUUGCUUGACAGAAUGAGGCAGAUGUUUUUUUACAAUUCAAGAAGAAGACUAUGCAUCCCCUACACAGUCACAGAUGAAUGAAGCAAUUUGACAGAUUGUUUACUUCCGUAGUUUGGGGUGGUAUCAGUGCAAAAAAAAUCAGCUGAUAUCUUGCCAAAGUGGUUUGUCUGUUUCCAUGACACAGUGUGCACAACCCAGUGAAGUAAAGAAAGACCAGUGAAAGGGGAGGGAGAUCGAUUUCACUGUGCAAUCAAUUUUGAACCAAACUAUCUGGAUUCCUGAGCCCAUUAAGUGCUGACAGCUCUUCACAAAUGCAACUGCUCUAUUGCAUGGGACUUUUUUCUUACUGAGGUCCUAUGCUCCCAUUGCAAUGCAUGUCAGUGAUGUACAGAAUGCUACAUCUUAAUCUUUAUGCAGAAUAAUGUAGUUGUUGUUUUAAUACGUAUACAAAACAAUGAUAGUUAAAGGAUAAUUCUGGUUUAUCACGACUUGGAUCUUAUUUUCUUCAGUCUGACCCUCAUUUCUGGUAGCACUUAUGAUAAAUGCUGAAGUUUUUCUUUGCUCUCUUGCUCUAUAGAUACCAUCUGACUUUAUUUUUCUUUGGGGAUCGAAAUACAAACCAGAUGUGAAUAAUAAGUGAGCGAAUAAAACUUGUGAAACAGAAAAACACCAAAAGUCAAAUACUCAGAAUGAACCACCAGCUGACAAUUUUUUUAAGAUGAGUCAUCAAUAUUGAACCUCUGGGUGAAGUCUGAGUCUGGGGUCAUGAGUGGCAACAAGUUCAGUUGCUCUGUAGGUAAUAAUUUUUGGUGGUGUUAAUCCACAUUUCAAAUUGUAUUACAAAAACAUUCUGUGUUGCAGUUGCAGACAGGAAAAGAUACAGAUCGUCAAGGAAAUCAGACACUAGCCAAAUUGUACCGUACAUUAGGCAAUACUGACUGUAUUUCACAAUUCAGUAUUAUUUUUCAUGGUUUGGGAGGAAAGUCUAAUAAAGAUGUGACAAAUAGCAGUUUAUCAGAGAAACGUUUCUCCAAAUGUAGGGACUAACAGAGGACAGUGUGUUUCCUCUCCCAUUGUGUCUAGCUUGUAUUUGCAGGUUUUUCUGUUUAACCUCAACUCAUGCAGACACAUUGAAAAUGUGUAUUUACAUGUUAAAGUUAUUGUUGACCCUACGCUUACUUCAGUUCAUUGAGCAAGGCUGCUCUUUCAGCUACUCUACAAAACACUACCAAUCAUUUAACAUUUUUGUUUACUGUACAUGUGUUUGCACUGUGUCAUUCCUCUGUGCUUUUACGGCAGUUCGGUUGCAACACUACAUUUAAAGUCUUCCUAUUAAGCAUUUAUAAGCAGUACAUAAAAGUUAACACAUGCUUUGUAACACACUAAUGUAGAUCUAGGCAAAUAGGCGUUUAUUCACAAAUUUGUCAACUACAAUUCCUUUUGUGGAUACCAAUAAGUGCAGGCUGCAGUUUAGACAGAUAAAGAAUGAUGAUAGAAUAAAACACAGUUUUAAUAAUAUACUUAUGUUUAUAGGUGAAGUUUUCAUGGCUGAUGUACUGUACAACAAUAAGCACUUCAAAUGUCCUUUUAGCUGCUUACAACUACAUUAUAGUGUGUUACAAAGUAUUACAUAAUGGUGUAAUAUUUAAAAAUGUUAAAGUGUUAGUAGCUAAUUUGUUCUGCUGGUGAUUAGUGUUAUUAUUAGUAAGGAAAAUGACUAAUAAUAUGAAAAUAAGACCCAAGUGUGAAAAAAAAAAUCCUUAGUAAUGAUGGAGAAAUUGUGUUUGUUGUCCAUCUCCUUGUUAAUGCUGCAUUAUCUUAAUGUAAUGAAAUGAAAAGCAGGGAUGCCUCCUCCUGCUGGUCUCCUGUUGAUUUGCCCCCUUUCAGAAUGCAGCCAGUAUUUAUGAGGAGGAUCACCCCCGCCCAAAUGUAUCCUGCACUCUUGCUACCCAUCCUUUGAUCAGCCGUCAGACUGGAUUGUGCUGAUGAGGCAACCCUGCAGCUCCACUUAGAUUUAGAGAGGUGAACAGUAUUACUGUAUACCGCUUGGUGUGUGUCAUACAGGAAUAUGAAUCACAGUUUCAUGGCCUCCCUCCUCCUUGCCUUGCUUUACACCCUGUGAAGAAGUGCACAGGUGACUACCCCUUGGUCCAUGUUUAAAUCAACACUCGUACUCUGGUUUUCUUUCUGUCUGUGCUUCCUGUUCUGUAUGCAAUGUGUGGCAUUUUGUGUUCUAAAUGUAUACUAAGCAAUAUGAGCAGUCUGACAGAACAGUCAAUGGCUGUGUUUUGCACUGUGUCGGCCACUAAAUUAAACAACAACCAUGCCUGUGUUGCCAAUUUAAGGCAAAGCAAAAUCCA